This is a messenger RNA of Alternaria atra, 1065 nucleotides long. RefSeq lists its product as uncharacterized. The transcript has 4 exons. NCBI's taxonomy places the organism in Eukaryota, Fungi, Ascomycota, Dothideomycetes, Pleosporales, Pleosporaceae. Bases 1 to 1065 code for a protein of 354 amino acids. Gene Ontology annotation, cellular component: nucleus. The record is from RefSeq and is a predicted model, not a curated record. Gene Ontology annotation, biological process: chromatin organization.
AUGGAUAGGUUUGACUCUAGCUCAAGCGAUCGCGCAGAUUCGUCUGGUAACGCGCGUUUCACAUCCCAGGCCGCGACAGCAGAAGAUUUGCUGAAGGCGCAAACUGUCGGCCUCAAAGGAGCGAGGCGACGCCGCAAUCAGCUCAGGCGAAAACACACCUACAGACGGUACAGGGCAUCGACGCCAAAACCCGUUUUCAAGAAGAAGCGCAAAGUAGCCGGUAAAGGCAAGCUGUCAUUCGGCAUAGACGAAGGCGAAGACACCGAAUCUAAUGUCUCCAAGACGCCCACCCCUCGCGAAGGCACUCCCGCCGAGAGUUCUGCCCCAGAAGCAGAAGGGAAGGUGUUCAAGAAGAAGCUGGGCGCAAACUCGAGCAUCGGUCUCAAGCCUCGCGUCAUGACCAAGACGGCUCUCCAACGUGAAGCGCAACAAGCAGAACUGGCACGGCAAGACUUUGUUGUCAUGCGUGACGCAGUCAAGGCGACCGAGGUAGUGAUACCCUUCGUCUUCUAUGAUGGCACCAAUAUUCCAGGUGGACGAUGUAGGAUCAAGAAGGGCGAGCAGAUAUGGCUGUUCCUAGACAAGGCCAGAAAAGUUGGUGCAGAGCUAGGCGUAGGUGGUGACAAGAGUCGAAGAGAUUGGGCCAGGGUCAGCGUAGACGACUUGAUGCUCGUAAGAGGUGAAGUCAUCUUACCGCAUCAUUACGAAAUCUACCAUUUCCUAUUCAACAGAGUCACUGGCUUUGAUGGCCGUAUCUUCGACUACUCGGCGCAACCCACCAAAGCUACUCCAAGCGCGACCGAUGCCGACGCAGAAGUAGAUCCGGCUACAUACGACCCGCUUGCUCAACCCCUCAAGAAGAAGAGCAAGGAGUCCAGUAUACCAGAUGAAGAACUGGAGGGUUAUGGUGAAGACCCAGCGUUGACCAAGGUUGUGGACAGGCGGUGGUACGAGCGCAACAAGCAUAUUUUCCCUGCGAGUGCGUGGACAGAGUACGCACCAGACAAGGACCUGUCAAAGGUGCAACGAAAGGACAAUGAGGGCAAUGCCUUCUUUUUCUCGUGA